UGAGCCUGACCCCCCACGGAUUGCCAGCAAGAUUCAACAAGUUCCUGAGGUCGAAAGCACUUGAUCAACUGUAGCCAAGGGACGUGUGACACACCUCCUCAACUAAACUGUGACCAUCUUGUCUGGCGGAUGGAGUCAUGCCCUAUUGCAAUCCUGUGUCCAUGUGUCCGGGAUACACAAGAUAGCAGAUAUCUGGCCGCAAUGCUAGGGGUCUGCAGAAGCAAUGGCCACAGAAGCCCCUGUGAACCUAGCCCCUCCUGAACGCAGCACCGUCGGCAGCUCGACAGCUGACAGCUUCAUCUGGCAGCCAGACUCGGCCAACAUGCACGUCCUCAGGCCCAAGUCCGCCAAGGGACGGACGCGGCCCAGUCUGCACAGACCACAGGGCGCAGAGCUGUGCCCUCACCGUGCGCCAGCCUCCCUGCCUCCAGCCAUCCCCUGCGAGUUGCCAAGCAGCCAGAGACCGGGAGCCUGUGCACCCAAGUCUCCAAACCCGGGAGCUCCCGAUGAGAUCCCCGAGCUGCUGCAACAGGGGCUGGCUGGCGCAUCCUCUUCCCUCAAUAAAUACCCAGUCCUCCCUUCCAUCAACAGGAAGACCCUGGAGGAGGGGUCUGUGGAAACAGUAGCUAAAAAGGUCGGCUCCCUGCAGCUGGGCAGCAUCCAGGCUCUUGACCAAGAGGAGACUGUCACCGUGAAGACAAGUGAAGAAGAUUCCAGAGCUCCUGUUUAUUCCCCAGAGAGGAAAGUCAUCGUCCAGACCAGCAGACAGACCUCCCCCGGGGCUGGGGACGUGGAGGAGCCAUCAGAUCGAGAGCCGAGGCUUCUGCUGGCCGUCAGAUCGCCAUCGGGCCGAAGGUUCGUUCACCAUUUCCGGCCCACCGACGCCUUACAGACCGUCGUAGCCGUGGCCGAACACCAGAACCAGGCCAGUUACCAGCCCUGCAGCAUUGCAGUGAUGGGGGUGCCCAGGAGACGUUUCUCUGACCUCACCAGAUCUCUGCAGGAGUGCAAAAUCCCCCACAAGUCGGUGCUGGGCAUCUCUCAGGAAGAAGGGGAGGGGGAGCCCUGAGUCCACAGUCCCCCAGCUGGGGUCCUGGGUCUCUGAGUAAGGAGCACGCUUGGGUGCUGUGGCCUUCCCGGCAGCUCGGUACCAAGUGCCAUGUGAACCUGGUGCGGCUGUGAUCCUUGGCACUCAUCUUCACAGCCCCUCCUCUGAAGGAGUGAAGUUUGCACAUGCGCCAAGCGCACUGAGAAGGUUCUCCUCCAGUCGUUAAAUUGCCUCCAGCACUGGAGUGGACUGGCAAGUUACCAGGGCUGUUCCUGUAACCACGGUGACCAGGUCUCCCCCUUCCCCGAGUUCUGGGUCCUUUCUGGAGCACCCGCUUGCCUUUACAAUGAACUCUCACUCUCUUGAAGCCAAUGGUUUGCCUUUCUGUAUUUGAUGCAGGAUUAAAUACUUCCCAGAGAGGAUUCUAGUCUGGUAAAUAACCAGGGCUCAGGAAAUGUCGAACUGGCAUUUGUAUUUCUUGCAAACAUCUUUAAGAAACAGGCAGUUGACACUAUCUUGGAAGCAGCCCCUUGGCUGGGCUGGGUGGCUGGCGUUUCUUGGGGAUUACUGUUUGUGUGAUGUGGCUUCAGAGGAAAGAAGUCUCUUGCUAAUACGAAUCCCCCAACACAUCAACGUUUCUGAAAUAGUCUGAGAGCUAGAAAGUAAAUUGCUUCCACCACCAUGGAUUAGCCAAGUAGCCACUUUUAAAUAGAGAAUAAGUAGGUUCGCAAAUACCGGUAGCUACUCUCUGUAUGCAGCACUCUUCCCAAACUGAGAAAAACCGGUGUAAUCUGAUUUCCUUUGCUUUUGUCACUAAUGGAAUCUUUCUGUUUUUAAACUGUACAAACUACAAGUCUAUACUAGUUUGCACCAAAGGCACCCUUGGCCUAUCUGGGUAUGGAGACGUGGUUUCAGUGUCUCGCCUCCUUCCAACAGAGACUCCCUGGAGCGGGGACAGCGGUGCCCCUGUUCUGUGAUGUCGGAACCUCCGGGAGGACAAGGGUGCCUCCACUGGGCGUCACUCAGCUGACCAUGUGCCCACGUGUCUGUCUGAUUGAAUGCCUUGGCCCGUAGCUGUGUUGAAGACCACAGGGUCUUGGCUUUCCAACUCUGAAGUGGUGACGUGGACAGUUUGCCAAAGUUCUCUUGUAUCGGGAGUUCAGCAAGGCUUCCAGCUCUCCUCAGGAUCCUCUUUGUAGCCAAAUCACCAUUCAGAGUAGGGAAGCUGGUCCCUCAAGAGCUCAGCCAUCACGAAGCACUGAGUAUGGAUGCGCUCUCCCUGCCCCUGGGUACACAGAGAAGGCAGGGGUUCUAGAAGCCUAUCAGCGUGGCAGCCUCAGCAGCAAGUGCGUCUUGUACGUAGAUAAGGAAGGCAGCUGGAAAUGUUACUUCCGGCAACUUGAUACUCAGCCAUGGAGAUUAACGCCAACAUCAUUUCCUCUAAAGGAGGCUCACCUUGUCCUUCCUGCAUCCCACACCACCCAGAUCUCUCGAGAGUGGGUUCUUUCAGAAUGUGUGGUCCAAUUUCCUAAUACCAGCUUGGUUGCAAAGGUCAGCUGGGGCUUGCAGCACCUCGGGCAGGCCCACCCAGCUGGCCACCUCUCCCAACCAGCGACCAUGAUGGAGGGGACUGGGGGGUCGAGCCCGGUACUCUCAGUACAAGCGUUUACCUCCCACCCAGGACUCAGGUGCAUAUCCGCCUCUGAUCUAGGAGGCUGGGGGAAGAUCCUCCCACAAAAGCACACCUACUCUAUGGUAAGAAUAAAAUCCCACCCACCUGGGGCUCGGUAAUUUCUCCAGGCAGGAAAUCUGUAGAAAACUUCAGUGAAACGGAGCAUGCUCGAGGGAGCUAGAAUCUUCUGCACUUAGGGUUUUGCUGCUGCAAUUUAGCUUGGAAUUUGGGGGUGGCAAAAAAAGUGGAAGGCAUGAAACAUAGAAAUAUUUUAGGGUGUCUUAGGACAUGUGAAUAAAGCUAGAUUUGAGCCACCCUAAUAAACUUCUUUGGGAACAAAAGGAUGAUGACACAAUAAAAAUUGAUUUGUGUGAAACCGAGUCAGUGGAGAAGCGUGGCUUCUAUUUUAGUGCAGGACUCCGGCCACGGUGCUC
Molecule: messenger RNA, 3154 nt
Organism: Leptonychotes weddellii (Weddell seal)
Lineage: Eukaryota; Metazoa; Chordata; Mammalia; Carnivora; Phocidae
Source: RefSeq, a predicted model, not a curated record